Messenger RNA from Vicia villosa (hairy vetch), 1074 nucleotides. RefSeq names its product protein neprosin-like. The coding region runs from base 1 to 1074 and encodes 357 amino acids. The transcript is spliced from 8 exons. NCBI's taxonomy places the organism in Eukaryota, Viridiplantae, Streptophyta, Magnoliopsida, Fabales, Fabaceae. The record is from RefSeq and is a predicted model, not a curated record.
AUGGUUACAUUAUUCUUUCUUCUUUGUCUUUGUCUGGUAACAGGCAUAAUAGGCCAUACAAUUGAUGGUAGACAAGUUAACUUUGCUAAUGAAUCUCAUGUUAAAAGUUUUAUGACUCAGUCAGGUCACAUUGUUGAUUGUGUGGAUAUUUACAAACAACCAGCUUUUAACCAUCCUUUACUAAAAAAUCACAAGUUGCAGAGAAAACCAAGUUUUGAAACAGAUAAGAUUACUUCUACUAAACCAAUAAAUUGGCUUGAGAAAGUUAGAUGUCCUAAAGGAACCGUUCUUAUUCAAAGAAUAACUAAAGAUGAUAUCGCGCGAGGAAAAUCUUUAUUAAAUAAUUCUUUAAUAUAUCAAGAUAGCUCCCCCGGUCAUGAAGCCAAGGUGUCUAUCCAAAAACGUCCUGCUUUCUAUGGAAUUACUGGAACUACAAGCUAUCUAUAUAUUGAAAAUGCGAACAACAAUCUUAAUAAAAUCUUAGUUGGAUGGCAUGUAUUUCCUGAAUUAUACAAAGGUAGUGAUUCAACGUUUUUGUUCACAUCAUGGACUUCUGAUGGUUUCAAGAAUACUGGAUGCUACAAUAUGUUGUGCCAAGGUUUCGUUCAAACAAACACAUUAUAUUAUCUUGGUUCAGAAAUACCUAGAACAUCUGUCUAUGAUGGAGAAACAUAUGAGAUGGAAAUUAGCCUUGCACGGGAUCCAGAAAGUAAAAAUUGGUUUUUGGCAAUUGCAACGACGAUUAUUGGAUAUUUUCCUGGAGAAUUAUUCUCCAACUUCGACUACGCGGAUGGAGCGGGAUGGGGUGGAAAAACAAUAACUCCUCCAAAUGUUAUUAAUCCUCAAAUGGGAUCAGGAUACUUUCCUGAUAAAGAUAACUUUAAGCAUGGUUGUUACUUUAGAUUUAUUGGGAUACGGGUUCAUGAUUCUGGCGAAUUUUCUGGACCUGAAAAUGUAGAAGUACACAGUGAUGUUCCAAGUUGUUAUAAGGUUGAAUUCUAUGGAGAAGACAUAGAAGAGUAUGGAUAUUCUCUUCAAUUUGGAGGUCCUGGUGGUGAUAAUUGUCAUAUUUAA